AUGGCGACCAUGGCUAACCACACGCGCGAAUCUGCGCAGCCCGUCUGCCAAAACUGCAGUACUUCCACCACGCCGCUAUGGCGUCGCGACGACAUGGGCUCCGUUCUGUGCAAUGCUUGCGGCCUGUUCCUCAAGCUGCACGGACGUCCCAGGCCUAUCUCUUUGAAGACCGACGUGAUCAAGAGCCGGAACCGAGUCAAGACAUCUAUGCGACCUGACAUGGCCAUGAAGAAAAAGAACCAGGCCGUCGCGUCGGAUCCAAACGGUAUCGACCUGCAAAGCCAAGCCAAUGCCGCAACCGCGGCCCUCAAUGCCCGGAGAGCUUCUCAGAAGUCCGCAAAUGGCCACCUCGAUGGUACAGACUCGCCCAUCUCGCGCACUGCGACACCGAAUAUGUAUAAUACACACCUCACUAAUUACCCCGGGCUAGAAGAGAGCCAGUACCACGCUCAAGCGCUGUCCAACUUUGGUGUGACUGGCGCAUCUCCCCGCGACGGCUCACCUCUGAAUGGCGAGCACGGUAUCCAGACCCAGGAGCAGCUGAUUGCGGUUAAUGCUAGCCUGAAGACCCGCGUCUCGGAGCUCGAGGUCAUCAACGACUUCAUGCAACGGCGCCUCGGCCAGUACGAGCCGUAUGCCGGUGCCGAGGGUCAAGACGCUGGCCACCAGACGGAGGCGCAGCUGCGCGCCCAGCUCGAUACUGCUGGCCAGACCGAAGGGCAGCUCAGGGCCCAGCUAGAAGACAGCCACCGUCGUGAAAACAUGCUCAAGCGUCGCCUCGAUGAGCUGGAGUUGGAAUUGAAAGAGGCCAAGGAGUCCCUGGAAAUGCACGAGAACGGUCGCGCAAAGAAGCCCCGUCUCGAGGAGCCGCAGAUUGAGCCGCAAUUGAUCGAGCCGCUACUAGAGCAGCACCCUGAACAGCAGCCCGAGCAACAACCCGAGCAACAGGUUGAGCUCCAGGCUGAGCAACAUCACUCCGAGCAACCUGACCAGCCCAAGGAGGCCGAGCAGGUCGAGCAACAGCCCGCAGCUGAGGCUGCGGCUGUCGCAGAGGCUGCCAUGGAAGCCAUGACAGCUCCAGAGGAAGUCAAGGCUGAGGCUCCGGCUGCAGAGACGGCCGAAUCAUAG
This is a messenger RNA of Thyridium curvatum, 1128 nucleotides long. RefSeq lists its product as uncharacterized. The coding region runs from base 1 to 1128 and encodes 375 amino acids. Gene Ontology annotation, molecular function: DNA-binding transcription factor activity, RNA polymerase II-specific; zinc ion binding; RNA polymerase II cis-regulatory region sequence-specific DNA binding. Gene Ontology annotation, biological process: positive regulation of transcription by RNA polymerase II; negative regulation of transcription by RNA polymerase II. The transcript has 2 exons. The record is from RefSeq and is a predicted model, not a curated record. NCBI's taxonomy places the organism in Eukaryota, Fungi, Ascomycota, Sordariomycetes, Thyridiales, Thyridiaceae.